Dromaius novaehollandiae (emu) is the source of this 2088-nucleotide messenger RNA. RefSeq lists its product as uncharacterized. The record is from RefSeq and is a predicted model, not a curated record. The transcript is spliced from 9 exons. NCBI's taxonomy places the organism in Eukaryota, Metazoa, Chordata, Aves, Casuariiformes, Dromaiidae. The coding region runs from base 159 to 1289 and encodes 376 amino acids.
AAGGGUGUCAUUUCCCGCAAAAAGGAGGUGCUUGUUGCUGCUCUUUCUAGCAGAAAUGACUUUGUCCCUUGGUUUGUGAAAGCAAGAAAGUGCCUGACACUUGCAGGAGUUUCCGGUGCUUCUAUGAGCCUGGGUCGUCUUCUCCCUUCCAGAGCCAUAUGGAUAAACCUGAGCUUUCUUCCUACAGCAAAGCUGGGAUGUAUGAAGCAUCAUGUAUGGGCCCUGGCCCUAGAGAGAGGACUUCGGAAGGAGAUGGCAGAAGACCAGCUGGCAGCCAGUGCCAACAAGUGGUCUGUGGAGGCAAGAGCCAGCUUUCAGACCUGAAUUCCCCGUACACUGACCAGGCAGAAAGGCCGAAGGAGGUGGAAAAAGAAGCGGGCAAAGCUGGGAUGUAUGAAGCAUCAUGUAUGGGCCCUGGCCCUAGAGAGAGGACUUCGGAAGGAGAUGGCAGAAGACCAGCUGGCAGCCAGUGCCAACAAGUGGUCUGUGGAGGCAAGAGCCAGCUUUCAGACCUGAAUUCCCCGUACACUGACCAGGCAGAAAGGCCGAAGGAGGUGGAAAAAGAAGCGGGAGAAUUUGCUGGAGUGGUCACCCAAAAAGUGUUUCAGCAGAAAGGUGAAGACUGUGAAGAGUGCAAGAAGAUGAAGGAGAAGAUCAGAGGCCUAGAGGCAAGAAUCCAUGCACUCUUGUCUAAAGCCAUGAGCAUGCACAAGCACUCUGAGAACAUGAACGACUGUUGGCGUUUGUCUGCAGUGCUGCAGAGGUAUGACAUGCUCAGGCUUCAUGAAUGGGAAAAAUUCAGGAGCUCUGAAGUCCCCAUUUUGACAUAUAGCAAUGGAAGGAAGAUAAUUCAGGAGCUGUUUGAUGCCUGUGAGAUGGAUUUACAGUGCAGAAUGAAUAACAUAUUUGGAGUCCUUGAGAUUCCAGCUUCGAAUGACACUACGAUCGACAGCAAACACGGGAUGACACAACAGAUGAGGGACAUCUUAAAAUAUGCCUAUUCCCAAAACCACCUGAAGUUUUACAGCAGCGUGCUCACUGGCGGUGAUCAGAGAAAUCACACUCAAAGACGCUUUAUAAUGGAGUGCUGCCAAGUUUAUUGUUUGCUGCGUCUUCAGGACUCACCCAUUAAAGUUGAGUGGUGCCUAGAGGAACGUUCAGAAAAAUAUUUAGAACACGUGGACAAGAAAAGCUUGGAGCACUGGAGAAAAAGAGUAGGACUUCUGUGGCCCAUUCUGAAAAGUGGGGAACAAGUCAUUAGGAAAGGUGUAAUCUAUGAUAAAAAGUAACAUGACUUUGGAGUCAUGUUGACCACUGGGAGAAGAAUCGGCUGCUGUGUGCAAUAUGCUGCUUUCCUUUCUCCCAUGAACUGCCUGCUUUCCAGACCGAGUAAGUUAGACACCCCUGGCUUGGGAGACCUUGGACACAUUGUUAUUUACAAACAAGGUAUUAAAAAUUGAAGAUGUUUGCCUUGGCAGAAUGCACACAUAUAAUGUAACUUUUGUUCCUUGCUGUCUCUAAGUAGCAUUUGUAUGGAGAGAGAGUUUGUGCUUCUAGCCUACAUUAUGUGUUCUUCACAGAUGCUUAUGACAUUGUGGACUAAUUUUAGACAGACAACAUUGGAGAUCUCACCCAUCCUGUGAAGCACCUGCCUCCUCACCAACACCAUGUGGGCGCCUACUCUGAGGAGCUCUGAAUUGCACCUUACCCUAACGGCAGUGGCAUCACUAAUCUCCACUGUGUCUACAGCAGGGGCACAAAGCAGUGAGCACAAAGAUGACCUGUUCACAGAAGUCCUGCUCACUUCUGUUAAGAAGCAAGAAUCCUGCUUGGAUAAAAAUGCUGUUGAGAAAGAGGACAAGGAACUAAAAGACAAGGAAACCUGUGCUCGCAAAGGCUACAGGCUCUCAUAAGAUUUUGUGUAUGCAGACACUGAGGCCCACUCUUACAUGUCCAAAGGCCACUCACUGGUGCCCACACGAAUACGACCUGCCUGCUAGUACUCCCAUGUCUGUACAAUUUACUGCGCCAUAGUCCUACAGACUGAGAAAUUUGAGAUUCACCAAAUAAAAACAGCUGGAAAACCUG